AUGUCGAAUUUAUCCAAACUUGAGUUUGUGGCAUUAGAUAUUUCUGGAAAGAAUUAUCUUUCAUGGGUACUCGAUGCUGAGAUUCACUUGGCUGCUAAAGGUCUUGAUGCCACUAUUACUCAGGAAAAUGAAGCAUCGAGUCAAGAUAAGACGAAGGCUAUGAUUUUCCUUCGUUAUCAUCUUGAUGAGGGCCUGAAGAUUGAAUAUCUGACGGUAAAAGAUCCACUUGUAUUGUGGACUGAUUUAAAGGGGAGAUACGACCACUUAAAGGCAACAGUGCUGCCAAGAGCUCGUUAUGAGUGGUUGCAUUUACAGUUUCAAGAUUUUAAGACCCAGCAAUAUCGUGAAAAGGGUUUUCAGAAAUAUUCUGAACUAAUCUCAUGUCUUUUGGUGGCUGAGCAACAAAAUGCUCUUUUAAUGAAAAAUCAUGAAGCUCGUCCCACUGGAGCUGCUCCAUUACCGGAGGCAAAUGUGGUGAGAGCACGUGAUCAAUCUGAAGUAAAAAGAGAUGAUCAUCCGGGCUAUAAUAAUGCACGGGGACGUGGCAAAGAUAAGAUAUGA
Messenger RNA from Solanum pennellii, 561 nucleotides. RefSeq lists its product as uncharacterized. The record is from RefSeq and is a predicted model, not a curated record. Bases 1 to 561 code for a protein of 186 amino acids. NCBI's taxonomy places the organism in Eukaryota, Viridiplantae, Streptophyta, Magnoliopsida, Solanales, Solanaceae. The transcript has 2 exons.